Molecule: messenger RNA, 1083 nt
Organism: Oikopleura dioica
Lineage: Eukaryota; Metazoa; Chordata; Appendicularia; Copelata; Oikopleuridae
Source: the annotation of a GenBank genome assembly
AUGAAACUAGCUGUCUGGUUUUGCGCCGCUAAAUGCAUCCUUGCUGACUACGAGGACAGUAAUUACUACGGCGACAGUAAUUACGAGUAUUACAUAAGCUACUACGACCCAGAUGGAAACAAGCAGACAAGAGUAGCGACCCUGGAGGAGAUUUGUGCAGAUCCUGAGUUCACUCGGCCAGAUUGUCCCGAAAUUCCAAGCCAGAUUGAUGCUGUGUAUGAUUCAUAUGGAGUGCCAGAAAUUCAAGGCAGUCCAACUCCAGAGCCCUAUUACUGGCGAACUACUGACUGGAGAACCACAUCAACAUCAUCUUAUAUCUGGAGAACGACGACUAGGCCGAGUACAACUACGACUUCGACAACGACUUCAACGACAACUUCGACGACGACGACAACAACAACUACUACUACAACUACAACAAAAGACAAGCCGUGCCGCCCGCUCGUUGACGGUCCCAAAGAAGUAGAAGGCUACGAUCUCGACGAAAACAAAGUGAUCUGGUCGUUGAAGCUGAAAUUCGUAAAAGUAGCGAACCCGUUCGAAUGUCGCUUGGAGUGCGAAAAGUACAUCGAUUUAACCCGAAUCAGCCGGAACGAAGAAGAGCGGCGACGAUGCGCAGCUUUCCGCUACCACAAACUGAAUAAUUGGUGCUUCUUGCUGGAACAGACGCCCGAAAGCGCAGGGCUCAGCUACGCGGACGACAAGAACUACGAUUUAUACAUCAAACGAGCGGCUCACUGUCCGGUGAAGAACGACGUGGUCGAUCCGUGCAUCCAUGGCGCGCUCGGGCCCCGCGGCUGCUCCUGCGAACACGGCUGGGACGGCUUCGAUUGCGGCACCAUGACCUGCGACAAUGGUGACGCGCCCGAGUGCUUCGGUGGCAGGUGUCGCCGCUAUCCCAACCCUCAUGACACCUUCGCGCCUUCCUUCGGCUGCGACUGUCCCACCGGCACCCAGUACUAUCAAGAGCGAGACGAAUGCGCCCCUCCACAAAUUCCGAUAGCAGUUCCGUUCGACGAGCCUCAACCCUUGUCUGAUCUCAUUCCUGGCCAUCCUCUAGUCAAGGGUUACCAGUUAAGCUAA